AUGCGGCCACCACUGCAGGCGCAGGCGCUUCCGCUGUCGUCGCGCGUCUUAUCCCCGCGCGCGCCGACACAGGUCGUCGACGACAUGUCCGCGCGCUCGACGUGCGCGCCAUCCCCCGCCGUCGCCCUCCGCGCGUCGAAACGCGCGUCGUCGUCGUCGUCCACCCGCCGCGCCGCCGUCGUCCCUCGCGCGGUCGUCCCUCGCGCCGCGUCGCCGUCCGCGGAGGCGUCGGCGCCGAUGGCAAAGGACUCCGCCGCGACGAUCGCGCCGUUCGAGUUCGCGACCGCCGCGAGGAUCGUCUUCGGCGUCGGCACCGUCGCGAGGGUCCCCGCGCUCGUGACCGAGCUCACGACGCUGGAGGGAUGCGCGGACGAGCCCGUGCUCGUCGUCGCGGGCGCGUCCGAUCGCUUCUCCGCGCCGCUGACGAAAGCGCUCUCGGAGGCGUCCAUCGCGUCGCACGUCUACCACUGCGAAGGCGGCGAGCCGACGACCGCGACCGCGGAGGCGGCGAUCGCGCUCGCGACGAAGCGCGGAUGCGGCGCGGUCGUCGCGAUCGGAGGCGGCACCCCCGUGGACGUGGGCAAGUGCGUCGCCGCGGUCCUCACGAACGGCGGAUCCGAUCCGGACCUGUACGACUUCCUCGAAGUCGUCGGCCGCGCGCGACCGCUGACUCGACGCGCGGCGCCGUUCAUCGCGGUCCCGACCACCGCGGGGCCGGGCGCGGAGGUCACGAAGAACAGCGUCUUAGAGGCGGGCGACAGGAAAGUCUCCAUGCGGCACGCGUUCAUGCUUCCGGACGUCUGCGUGAUCGACCCCGAGCUCACGCGAUCGAUGCCCGCGAGCGUCACCGCGCACACGGGGCUCGACGCGCUCACGCAGUGCGUCGAGCCGUACGUCAGCAACGCGUCGAACCCGCUCACGGACGCGGUCGCCAUCUCCGGGAUUAAAGCCGGCGCGCGGUCGCUUCUGCGCGCGUUCGAGUGCCCCGACGACGUCGCCGCGCGGGAGGACAUGUGCCUGUGCUCUCUGUACGGCGGGCUCUCGCUCGCCAACGCGAAGCUCGGCGCCGUGCACGGAUUCAGCGGGACGUUAGGCGGGCUCCUUCACGCGCCGCACGGGGCGAUAUGUGCCGCGCUGCUGCCGCACUGCUGCGCGAUCAACGUCGCGGCGCUGCGCGGGCGCGUCGCGGAGACGGACCCGGCGGCGUCUUCCGCGUAUUUGCGGCGGUACGAAGACGUCGCGCGCGUCGUCACGGGUCGCGACGACGCGACGGCGGACGACGGCGUCGCGUGGAUGACGGCGCUCGUGGCUCGCGUCGGGGUUCCGGGGUUGGGGACGUUCGGGCUGAAGGAGAGCGACUUCGACGACGUCGUGCGGAAGAGUAAGGAGAGCUCGAGCAUGAAGGGGAACCCGGUGGCGUUGUCGGGCGAGGAGCUCAAGGCGAUGUUGCGCGCGGCGUUGUAACAAGCAAAAAAAGUUUCCGGGUC
Molecule: messenger RNA, 1487 nt
Organism: Micromonas pusilla CCMP1545
Lineage: Eukaryota; Viridiplantae; Chlorophyta; Mamiellophyceae; Mamiellales; Mamiellaceae
Exons: 1
Coding region: 1-1464 (487 amino acids)
Molecular function (GO): alcohol dehydrogenase (NAD+) activity; metal ion binding
Source: RefSeq, a predicted model, not a curated record